Messenger RNA from Teleopsis dalmanni, 5416 nucleotides. Its product is annotated as Werner syndrome ATP-dependent helicase homolog. The record is from RefSeq and is a predicted model, not a curated record. The transcript has 3 exons. Gene Ontology annotation, biological process: DNA replication; double-strand break repair via homologous recombination. The coding region runs from base 27 to 5408 and encodes 1793 amino acids. Lineage: Eukaryota; Metazoa; Arthropoda; Insecta; Diptera; Diopsidae. Gene Ontology annotation, cellular component: nucleus; cytoplasm; chromosome. Gene Ontology annotation, molecular function: ATP binding; nucleic acid binding; 3'-5' DNA helicase activity.
UCUUUUAUAAAUAAAAUUGAUGUAAAAUGAAUAGAAAAAAAAUUAAAAAGAAAACUAUAAUAAUAGAAUAUGAGUCUGAUUCCGAUAGUGAAUCACACAAUGUCAGUGAAAAAACGCGAGAACAGGUAAUACUGAGUCAUGUGCCCAAUAAUCCUAUUGAAGAGGUUGCAACUACAGUGGAACGGGCACAACAGCAAUCAUUUUCUACUAAUGUACACAUAGAGCCAAUGAAUAGUAAUACAACAAAUUACAGUCAGAAGCAAUUCCAUUCCCUGCCAAAUAAUGUAAACAGAAAGACGUUUGAAUCAACCGGAACUAGAAAAAGUCAGACGCAAAUACAAUCCUUACCAAGUGAUGUAAAUGGAAAGACGAUUGAAACAGCCACAGCUAGUACAAGUCGUCAGGCGCAAAUAAAAUCAAUAUUAAGUGAUGUAUGUAGAAAGUGGACUGAGACAGCUGCAGCUAGUACAAGUCGUCAAGCGCAAAUACAAACCAUACCAAGUGAUGUAAAUAGAAAGACGAUUGAAACAGCCAAAGCUAGUACAAGUCGUCAAGCGCAAAUACACUCCAUACCAAGUGAUGUAAAUGGAAAGACGAUUGAAACAGCCACAGCUAGUACAAGUCGUCAGGCGCAAAUACAAUCAAUAUUAAGUGAUGUAUGUAGAAAGUGGACUGAGACAGCUGCAGCUAGUACAAGUCGUCAAGCGCAAAUACAAACCAUACCAAGUGAUGUAAAUAGAAAGACGAUUGAGAUAGCUGAAGCAAGUGCAAGUCGUCAGGCGCAAAUACACUCCAUACCAAGUGAUGUAAAAAGAAACACGAUUGAGACAGCUGCAGCUAGUACAAGUCAUCAGAUGAAAAUACAAUCAUUAUUAAGUGAUAUAAGUAGAAAGUGGACUGAGACAGCUGCAGCUAGUACAAGUCGUCAAGCGCAAAUACAAACCAUACCAAGUGAUGUAAAUAGAAAGACGAUUGAAACAGCUGAAGCUAGUGCAAGUCGUCAGGCGCAAAUACAAUCCAUACCAAAGAAUGUAAACAGAAACACGUUUGAAACAGCUGCAGCUAGUACAAGUCGUCAAGCGCAAAUACAAACCAUACCAAGUGAUGUAAAUAGAAAGACGAUUGAGAUAGCUGAAGCAAGUGCAAGUCGUCAGGCGCAAAUACAAUCCAUACCAAAUAAUGUAAGCAGAAACACGUUUGAAACAGCCGGAACUAGUAAAAGUCAGAAGCAAAUACAAUCCUUACCAAGUGAUGUAAAUGGAAAAACGAUAGAAACAGCCACAGCUAGUACAAGUCGUCAGGCGCAAAUACAAUCCAUACCAAAGAAUGUAAACAGAAACAUGUUUGAAACAGCUGCAGCUAGUACAAGUCGUCAGAUGCAAAUACACUCCAUACCGAAUGAUGUAAGUAGACAGACGAUAGAAACAGCCACAGCUAGUACAAGUCGUCAGGUGCAAAUACACUCCAUGCCGAUUGAUUUAAGUAGACAGACGAUAGAAACAGCCACAGCUAGUACAAGUCGUCAAGCGCAAAUACAAAACAUACCAGGUGAUGUAAAUAGAAAGACGAUUGAAACAGCUGAAGCUAGUGCAAGUCGUCAGGCGCAAAUACAAUCCGUACCAAAUAAUGUUAGAAGAAACACGUUUGAAACAGCUGGAACUAGGAUAAGUCAGGUGCAAAUACAAUCCGUACCGAGUAGGCAGACGAUUGAGAGAGCUACAGCUAGUACAAGUUGUCAAGCGCAAAUGCCAUCCAUAUCAAGUGAUUUAAGUUGGAAAAUGAAUGAGGCAGCCUUAAAUAAUAAACUUCAGGCGCUUAAGGCAGGCUUAACUUGUAAAAUUCAGACGCUGCACAAAUCCAAACUAAAUGAUAUAAACAAAAAGGCGAUGGAGACAGCCUUUAUUAGUAAAUUUCAGGGGCAAACACAAUAUAUACAAAUUGAUAUACACGGAAAGCCUAUUGAUACAGUCGUAACUACGACAAGACCAAAUCAAUUAAAAUCAUUAUUAACUGAUGCAAAACCAUUAGAGACAACUUCAAUGUCUACAAAUUGUUCGGAUGUGCAAUCCACUUCAAUUGAAGUAAAUAAAAAGAUAAGUAGGACAACUGAUAUUAAAACGAGCGUAGGAGAAGAAAAAUCCACUCACGAUGACUUCACAACUCAGUCGCAAUUAUCCACAGUAAGCAAUGUGCCUAAUAAUUAUUUAGAUUGUUUGUUAACAGAGUUUGGCCACACUGGUUUUCGUACCAUACAAUGGACAAUAAUCAAUUCUAUAUUAAAUGAAAGUAGAGAUAUUUGUGCUAUUGUUGCAACAGGUUAUGGAAAGUCAUUAACAUACCAAUUUCCAGCUAUUUACUCUAACAAAAUUAGUCUUGUUGUCUCGCCGCUCAUAUCAUUAAUGCAGGAUCAAGUCACUGCAUUGAAUUUAAUACGUGAGCGUUCUUGUUUGCUAGGAUCCGCACAAACUGACAAAACUAUUGUCUCACGCGUACUAGCUUCGAAUUUUAAUGUUAUUUACACAACACCUGAAUAUAUUACCACCGAAUUUGGUUUGAGUCUUUUGCGCUCGUUAAGUAAUAAAUUAGUGCUAAUUGCUGUCGAUGAAGCGCACUGCAUCUCCGAAUGGGGUCAUGACUUUCGCCAUAAAUAUCGUGAACUUAAACAGAUGCGCCUUGCUGUACCACAUGUACCAAUACUGGCUUUAACUGCGACAGCAACAUUAUCAGUGCGUCAAGAUAUCAGUUCACAGCUAGGCUUAAGAAAUCCUUUAGUUUUAUGUAGUGGUUUUGACCGCCCAAAUCUGGAAUUUAUAGUGCGUGCAAAAUCAAAUAGGACAGAGGAUAUUUGGUCUGACUUGGGGAUUUAUAUAAGGUGGGCAGAAGAAAAACAGGGUUCUGUCAUAAUUUAUUGUAAUACUCGUCGUUAUUGUGAAAAAGUCGUCACAGAGUUGCAAAAGUAUAUAAAUUGUCGAUAUUAUCAUAGUAGUCUCACCCUCACACAGAGAAAUAAAAAUCAUCAUGACUUUUCUUCUGAUGAAAUACGUGUCAUUGUUGCAACAAUGGCUUUCGGAAUGGGCAUUGAUAAACCUAAUGUACGUUUAGUUGUUCAUUACGGUAUGCCCAGAAAUAUGGAACGCUAUUAUCAAGAGGUUGGACGAGCUGGGCGUGAUGGACUUCAAGCUAAAUGUGUUUUAUUUUAUUGUAAUUCAGAUUUUACGACUCAUCAACGUUUCGGAACUGGUUGCAGCAUUCUCAAGAGUAAUCAUAUGGAAAAUCUUUUUAUAAAAAUGAUUUCAUAUACGCGCAUAACGACUUGUCGUCGUAAAUUUAUUUUAGAAUAUUUUGCUGACAAAACACAAACUCUACAAAAUAGACGUAACUGUUGUGACAAUUGUAAUAGAACUAUUAAUGGAGUAAAUUAUGGAAAUGUAUAUGAUGGUUUAGAUGAAGAAGGCAAAUUGAAUAUUACACGUGAUGCUGAAAUAUUGUUACAGCUUUUACGUGAUUUGGGUGGACGUUUUGGUGUUAAUAAAGUUUUACUUAUAUUACGUGGCUCAAAUAGUAAAGUACUUUCCGCUUCAUAUAAGAAACAUACUCUAUUUGGCAAAGGUGCCGGAAAAUCAGAAGCCUGGUACAAAACAGUUAUUGAUAAUUUAAAGAGUCAAGAUUUUAUAUAUUAUAUAAAAAAAAACUAUAUGUUUGGUGUAUUUAAUCUGUUAAAUAUAACAGAGAAAUCGGAAAAGUGGUUAGAUACGAUGCCUGAAUAUCGAAGUCCUAUAACAAUUGAACCAUAUGCAGAAGUUCUGAAAUAUCUUAAGCCAAUUGCAUAUAGUAUUAACAAUAAUGAAAUAAAUAAUCAUCUUACAUCUCAACUCACAUCUACAAAACAACCUCAAGAUGAAAAUAUAAAAACUGAGCUAAUGAAAGCUUUGCUAAGAUUACGCAUAAAAUUAGCUGGUGAUCUCAACGUAAUGCCAUACAUAAUUGCAUCUGAAAAAGCUUUAAAUAAGAUUGUCGAAUGUGCACCAAAAGAUUUUACACAGCUCAAGGCUUGUAAAUUAGAUGGAUUUUACGAAGCCAAAUAUGAUCGUUUUGGAUUUGAAAUAUUGGAAUGCGUUAGAAAAUUCACUGACAACGAACAGAUUAAUAUGAAUUUAAAUGAAAAAGCGAUUAAUGUCGAUGAUGAAAAACUUGUGGAAUGUGAAAUAAAUACUAAAGAGAAACCUCUUGAUAUAGACAGUUUUGUAACCCCUCCUUUAACUAUGCAGCAAACUUCAGCACAACUCAAUGAAAAUAUUAUACAUAAAAAUAGUUUCAAAAAUGAAGAUCUCGAAACUAUAUAUCUAACAAAAAGUGAUGCUGCAUUAGUUUGUGAAACUAUUAUUAAAGAAGAACCUCUGUUACAGGAGGUUUGUGACAUUAAAACAGAAUCUUUUAAUAAAACGCAAACUUCAACACAAUUUAAUAAAAUUGUCACGACUCAUGAUAAUAAUUCCAAAAAUAAAAUUCAAAACAUAGUUUUACCUGACAGUAUACAUACUUCACUAAUUAAUGAAAGUAUUAUUAAAAAAGAACCUAAAGACAUUUGUGACAUUAACACGGAGAUUUUUACUAUGUCACAAUCUCCGGUUAUGAAUAAUGAAAAUGACUUAGCGCAAAAUAAUAAAUCCAAAAUGAAACGAAAAAAAUCUAUUGAUCUUUGGAGUAGUGAUGAGAAUAUUGAUGAUGAUUUAAUACAAGUAAGUUCGACAGCGGAAAAGGAAACUCAAGACUUUUGUGACAUUAAAACGGAGAUUUUUACUAUGUCACAAUCUCCAGUCAUGAAUAAUGAAAAUGACAUAGCGCAAAAUUAUAAUUCCAAAAUGAAACGAAAGAACUCUCGAGAUCUUUGGAGUAGUGAUGAGAAUAUUGAUGAUGAUUUAAUACAAGCAAGUUCGACAGCGGAAAAGGAAACUCAAGAGUUUUGUGACAUUAAAACGGAGAUUUUUACUAUGUCACAAUCUCCAGUCAUAAAUAAUGAAAAUGACAUAGCGCAAAAUUAUAAUUCCAAAAUGAAACGAAAGAAAUCUAUUGAUCUUUGGAGUAGUGAUGAGAAUAUUGAUGAUGAUUUAAUACACGCAAGUGCGACAGCGGAAAAACAAUUAUGUUGUUUAAAGGAGGAUGAAACUGACUGUGAAUUAGAUUUACUUAUAAAUGAUUUAGUAGAAAUAAGAAAUAAUGUGAAAAGUGCAAAAAUUUCUGAAGCAAACAAACCAAAAUUACUUCCAAUUAAUAAGCGAAAAGAGAUUGUGUACAUUGAUUGCACUAGUUCAGAAGAUGAAGAACAUAAUGUGGUAAAGCCAAUAAACAAUUCAAAUCCCUCAUCUGGAAAAAAACGUAUAUUGCCUUCAUGGAUGUUAGAGAAGUGAUUUGAUUC